AUGGCAGGAGCACUCGAGCCCACUGGACAAGGCAGGCACGCAUUACACCGCCAGCGAGACAAUCGGCUGCCGAGAGCUCCCCCAUUGCAACAUCGACGACCGACAACGACCACAGCGCCCGCGACGUUGACGACGAUACCCCUGCGAACGACGGCACUGUACCUUUCUUUGACGAACCAUCCCUAUCGCAUCCGUAACACAGCCGCGCCCAACCCUGCGUCGUCCGGCACAACUGCACCGCGCCAGACUCCAGGGCCUCUGGUGUUGGCCGCCGCAUACGGAGGAGCACAAUGUCUGCCGCAAAGGCUGCCCGCGUGGGCGAGGAGUGGGUACUGCGCAUGUUGCCUGUGUGGAAAUGGAUACCGGGCUAACCUCGCCAGAAUCUGGAAGACGCGGAUAGACAAGGUCAAUGCCGAGCUGGUGACCCUCACCUACGGCACCAUCGUCGCUCAGCUAUGCAAGGACUACGACAAUGACUACAUUGAGGUCAACAAGCAGCUCGACAAGAUGGGCUACAACAUUGGCCUGCGCUUAAUAGAGGACUACCUCGCAAAGUCGGUGUCCAUGAAGCGCUGCAACAACUUUCGCGAGACGGCCGAUAUGAUUUCAAAGGUCGGUUUCAAAAUCUUCCUCAACACCACGCCCAUCAUCACCAACUGGACCUCCGACGGCAAGCAGUUCUCCCUCGUCUUUGACGAGCUCCCCCUUGCCGACUUUGUCGAGCUGCCCGACGACGGCCGCGCCCAGGACGAGCUGUGGUACUCCAACAUCCUGUGCGGCGUCCUUCGGGGCGCCCUCGAAAUGGUCCAGGUCCAGGUCGAGGCCCAUUUCAUCAGUGAUGUCCUGCGCGGCAACGACACCACCGAGAUGCGGAUAUCCCUGAUCCGCUACAUUGACGACGAGCUACCACCAGAAGAUGACUAG
Molecule: messenger RNA, 924 nt
Organism: Sporothrix schenckii 1099-18
Lineage: Eukaryota; Fungi; Ascomycota; Sordariomycetes; Ophiostomatales; Ophiostomataceae
Product: TRAPP complex core subunit BET3
Exons: 2
Coding region: 1-924 (307 amino acids)
Biological process (GO): intra-Golgi vesicle-mediated transport; endoplasmic reticulum to Golgi vesicle-mediated transport
Cellular component (GO): cytosol; TRAPP complex; cis-Golgi network membrane
Source: RefSeq, a predicted model, not a curated record